Durio zibethinus is the source of this 2432-nucleotide messenger RNA. RefSeq names its product Pentatricopeptide repeat (PPR) superfamily protein. The record is from RefSeq and is a predicted model, not a curated record. NCBI's taxonomy places the organism in Eukaryota, Viridiplantae, Streptophyta, Magnoliopsida, Malvales, Malvaceae. Gene Ontology annotation, biological process: RNA modification. Gene Ontology annotation, molecular function: protein binding; RNA binding.
UAGAGCAAAAAGAUUGGAAACUGGCCCUUUUUUUUCGCGGGAAUUUUGAAGAAAGCAAAAGCUAUAACCAAUGCUUUCGUUAACGUUAAUCUCAUCGCAAGUUACAGUCUUUCAACAAUCUUCCUUUUUCACCAUUCAAAAUCCAUCAUUACAUUAUUCAAAUUCCCGAAACGAGUUCAAACCCAGAAACACCAAAAACCCACCCCAAUUUUCUUGCAUUUCUUCCAAGGACUCAUGUUCUUUACCCGAAUUCGAUAACUUAACCAAUAUUUCAACUUUCCGUGAUAACCUAGAUGCCUAUUUUACGGAUAUAAACCCACCGUCGGUUUGUCGAAGAGUCGACUCUGAUGAGCUGUUAGCUUUGCUUCAAUCUUGUAAUAAUUUCAGACAAGUUAGGAGAGUUCAUGCGGUUGUUUUGAAGCGUUUAAAGAACCCGGUGACCUAUGUUGAGAAUAAUUUGAUAAGUUUGUAUGUAAGAUUUGGGAAGUUAAUGGAAGCUCGAAAGGUGUUUGAUAAAAUGGCUGAGAGAAAUUAUGUUAGUUGGACGGCGAUGAUAAAUGGGUAUUCGAAGAUGGAUUUUGAUGAUGAGGCUUUGAGGCUGUUUGGGGAUUCGAUCUUGAGUGGGGUUCAAGGGAACGGGAAGAUGUUUGUUUGUGUGAUGAAUUUGUGUAGUAGAAGGGUGGAUUUUGAGUUAGGAAGACAAAUUCAUGGUUGUAUUCUGAAGGGGAAUUGGAGGAAUUUGAUUGUGGAUAGUGCCAUUGUUUAUUUUUACGCACAAUGCGGAGAGUUGUUGAGUGCUUUUCGUGUGUUUUGUGCAAUGGAAGAGAAGGAUGUCGUUUGUUGGACAACUAUGAUAUCUGCUUUCUCCCAACAAGGGUACGGGAAGGAGGCUUUUUCAAUGUUUUCGAGAAUGCUAAAUGAUGGUUUUUGGCCUAAUGAGUUCACAGUUUGCAGUGUUUUGAAGGCUUGUGGAGAGGAAAAGGCAUUGAAAUUAGGCAGACAAUUACAUGGUGCUAUAAUCAAAAAGAUGUUCGAGAAUGAUGUUUUUGUUGGGACUUCCCUUGUGGAUAUGUAUGCAAAAUGUGGGGAGAUUUUGGAUGCUAGGGUUGUGUUUAAUGGGAUGAGGAAUAGAAAUAUGGUUACAUGGACUGCUAUUAUAGCAGGGUAUGCUAAGAAGGGGCUUGGUGAGGAUGCCAUUAGUCUUUUUCGAGUAAUGAAGAGACGAAAUAUAAUUGCUAAUAACUUGACCAUAGUAAGCAUACUCAUGGCUUGUGGUUCAGUUGGGAACUUACUCAUGGGCAGGGAAGUCCAUGCACAAAUAGUAAAAAAUUAUAUCCAAACUAAUAAGUACAUAGGAAGCACUCUAGUAUGGUUCUACUCUAAAUGUGGGGAGUACAAUAUUGCUUCCAAGGUCCUCCAACAGAUGCCACUGAGGGAUGUUGUCUCAUGGACUGCCAUGAUUUCUGGCUGUGCAAGCUUAGGGCAUGAGGCCGAGGCUCUCGAUUUUUUAAAGGAAAUGAUGGAGGAAGGUGUAGAACCCAAUUCUUUUACCUAUUCUUCAGCUCUGAAAGCUUGUGCUAAGCUUAAAGCUGUUUCACAAGGGAAGUUAAUUCACUCCUUUGCAAAUAAAACUCCCGCCUUAUCUAACGUGUUUGUCGGUAGUGCUUUAAUCCAUAUGUAUGCCAAAUGUGGUUUUGUAUCAGAGGCUUUUCAAGUUUUUGACAGCAUGCCAGAAAGGAAUCUGGUUUCUUGGAAGGCUAUGAUCAUGGGUUAUGCAAGGAAUGGAAUAUGUCGAGAAGCUUUGAAGCUUAUGUAUCGGAUGGAAGCAGAAGGUUUUGAGGUGGAUGAUUACAUCCUCACUACAGUUCUUAGUGCAUGCGGAGAUAUUGAGUGGGACAAAGAGCCUUCCUCAGAAAUAUUAUUGGCGACCUAAUUGGCCUAGUGCGCAUUUCAGAUGUAAACUUGUUUGUGGAGGCAUAGAGUUGCACUUGUCAAAAUUACUUCCCUUAAUGCAGGGUAUAUAUAGGAUGGACAAGCAUAAAACUGUUUAAAUGAAUGUUAUACUGAUAUCUGGUUAAGCCAUGGCCUGCCCCUCCUCUUGUAUUAAGAAAGUUAUGCCAGAAAAAUAGCAGAAGAUGGAAAAUGAUGGCACCGGUGCUGUUCUUGGGAGCUUUAUAUUGGCACAGGCUUUGGAUCAUCGUGCUGAGCAAUGAGUAUAACUUCAGCAACAGGAACAUAUAUGUAAUGUAUGUUCUUUGUAAACCCCCUGUAAAUCUACAUUCAUACUCCGAACUUAAAAAUGAUUUUGUUUCCAAAACGUUCUCAAAAUUCGUCCUCUCCUUGCACAUUAUUAUUUUUUGUGCUACUAUUAUUUGUCAUGUAUUAUAACUAUUCUACUCAGCCAACCGGGUCAUCCUCCUCUUUUUUUUCUC